GUUCUUACUAGUUUAAUUGUUGAAGCAUUUCAAUUCCUGGUGGAGGAGCUUAAAGAAGAGCAAACUUUGUUGCUUUGACUAGUUUCAGUUUGUGUGUUGGCAAACAAAAUGACUAUUGAUAUGCCACCAUCCGUGGCCCAAAGUGUGAGGACAAACAGAUCUUCCUUUAGCUCUAGCAACGGCUAUGAGGAUACUCCAGUGCACAGCUCUGCUGCUGUUACCAAUGGUGUUGACUAUGACAGUGAUGGCUCCAAUUUCGCACCACCCACACCAACAAAUCUAUCAAUGGCUAUUCCAGCGGAACUUGCCGGAGCUGUACCCUUGAUUGAUAGAUUCCAGGUGGAAGGGUUUUUAAAAUUGAUGCAAAAACAAAUUCAAUCUGCUGGGAAACGUGGGUUUUUUUCUAAAAGAUCUGUAGGCCCCCAAGUUCGAGAGAAAUUUACAUUUGAGGAUAUGCUUUGUUUCCAAAAGGAUCCAAUACCAACGUCAUUGCUUAAGCUGAAUGGCGAUUUGGCCAGCCGAGCAUCAAAAUUAUUCCAAAUAAUUUUGAAAUAUAUGGGAAUUGAUUCAUCUGAUCGUGUAACUCCAAUAAACUUGGAUGAACGAGUUGAGCUUGUGAGUAAACUAUACAAGCAAAGUUUGAAGCACUCGGAACUCCGAGAUGAACUAUUUGUCCAGAUAUCAAAACAAACGAGAAAUAAUCCUGAGAAGGAAUACUUGAUUAAAGCAUGGGAGCUAAUGUAUUUAUGUGCAUCAUUCAUGCCUCCUAGUAAAGACAUUGGAGGAUAUUUGUCAGAAUAUGUUCAUAAUGUGGCACAUAGCGUGACUACUGAUCCUGAGAUUCGAGCCCGUGCAUUAAACACGUUAAAUGCUUUGAAGCACUCUGUCAAGGCUGGUCCUAGGCAUAUUAUACCUGGGCCUAAGGAGAUUGAAGCUCUGUUGACUGGAAGAAAGCUUACAACUAUAGUUUUUUUCCUCGAUGAAACAUUUGAAGAAAUUACAUAUGACAUGUCAACGACAGUUGCUGAUGCUGUUGAGGAACUUGCAGCUAUCAUUAAACUGUCAACAUACUCUAGCUUUAGCCUGUUUGAAUGCCGUAAAGUUGUUACUGGCUCCAAAUCAUCUGAUUCUGGGAAUGAGGAGUACAUUGGGUUAGAUGAUAAUAAACAUAUUGGGGAUCUCCUGGCGGAAUUUAAGGCAGUGAAAGAUCGAAGUAAGGGAGAAGUUUUGCACUGUAAGCUGAUAUUCAAGAAAAAGUUAUUUCGUGAAUCAGAUGAAGCUGUAACAGAUCCAAUGUUUUUGCAAUUGUCCUAUGUACAAUUACAGCAUGAUUAUAUUUUGGGUAAUUAUCCUAUUGGAAGGGAUGAUGCUUCUAAGCUUUCCGCAUUGCAAAUCUUGGCAGAGAUUGGAUAUGUUAGAAGACCUGAAUCAUGCGCUGACUGGAAUUCAUUUCUGGAGCGAUUUCUGCCUAGACAAAUUGCAAUGACACGUGCGAAGCGGGAAUGGGAGUUGGACAUUAUUUCUUGCUAUCAUUCACUGGAGCAUAUGAUGAAAGAUGACGCAAGACAGCAAUUUCUGCAUAUGUUGAGAACACUUCCUUAUGGGUAUUCUGUUUUCUUCAAUGUUCGCAAGAUUGAUGAUCCUAUUGGACUUCUACCUGGACGAAUAAUAUUGGGAAUUAACAAGAGAGGGAUUCAUUUUUUCCGUCCAGUUCCCAAGGAAUAUAUGCACUCGGCUGAGUUGAGAGACAUAAUGCAAUUUGGAAGCAGCAAUACUGCAGUAUUUUUUAAAAUGCGAGUUGCAGGUGUUCUUCACAUAUUCCAGUUUGAAACUAAGCAGGGAGAAGAAAUUUGUGUAGCUCUUCAGACACACAUAAAUGAUGUAAUGCUGCGGCGCUAUUCCAAAGCACGUUCCCCUGUGGUUGGUUCUUUGAAUGAAGAUAUUUCUAAUAAUUUCAAGCCUCCUAAUUUGGAAUUAUAUGAGAAGCGUGUUCAAGAUUUAUCAAAAGUUGUUGAAGAGUCUCAAAGGAAUGCUGAUCAAUUGCUGGAAGAAUUGCAUGAGAAGCAAAAACAAGAAGAGGAAAUGCUACAAGAAUUGGAGGACUUGAAAGAAUCCUUGAAAGCGGAUAAGCAUCGUCUUGCGGAAGUUACAGAUGACUGUGAUAGGCUUAGAUCAUUAUGCGAUGAAAAAGAUAAGGCACUUCAGGCUAAAAUUCAAGAGAAAAGAAACAUGGAAGCAAAAAUGGCUGAGUUGAGUAAUCUGGUGAUAGAGAACACUAUAAAAAAGGACCCAAUUGGAGUAAAUAACCAGGUGUUACAAAAACUUGAAGAUGAGAUAAAACUUUGUAAAGAUGAGCUGCUUGUAGCUGAAGAGACUGUCAAAAGCUUGACAAAUGAAAAGUUGAUUUUGGAGCAGAAGCUAUCUGUGCUUGAGAAGAAGAAUGCUGAAGAGAUUAGUUCUCUUCAACGGAAACUAGAGCAAGAACGCAAAGCUCUGAACUAUAAAGUGUAUAACCUUGAAAAUGAACUGGAUGCGUUUAGACAACAAUUAGUUGUGGCUGAGUCUAAACUUACAGUCAAGGACUCGGAAUUGGCUGCAUUGAAGAGCAAUAUAAAAGAACUAGAAGAAUUGAGAGAAACGAAAGAGGACAUUGAUAGAAAGAACGAACAAGCAGCUUCGAUAUUGAAGAUGCAAGGGGCUCAACUAGCAGAAAUGGAAAUUCUUUAUAAGGAAGAGCAGGUUCUAAGGAAGCGAUAUUUUAAUACUAUAGAAGAUAUGAAAGGCAAGAUAAGAGUUUACUGUCGGCUAAGACCUCUUAGUGAAAAAGAGAUUGCUGACAAAGAAAGAGAUGCUCUUACUACUGUAGAUGAGUUUACGGUUGAGCAUCCAUGGAAAGAUGAUAAAACAAAACAGCACAUAUAUGAUCGUGUGUUUGAUGGUGAUGCCACUCAAGAAGAUGUAUUUGAGGAUACAAGGUACUUGGUGCAAUCUGCUGUAGAUGGUUAUAAUGUCUGCAUAUUUGCUUAUGGUCAAACUGGCUCUGGAAAGACAUUUACAAUCUAUGGAUCUGAAAACAAUCCUGGCCUUACUCUACGUGCUACUGCUGAACUUUUUAGAAUUUUAAGGAGAGAUAGUAACAAGUUUUCUUUUUCCUUGAAGGCAUACAUGUUGGAAUUAUAUCAAGAUACACUCGUAGAUCUACUGUUACCUAAGAAUGCAAAGCGUUUAAAAUUGGAAAUUAAGAAGGAUUCAAAGGGAAUGGUAAAUGUGGAAAAUGUAACAAUUGUAUCAAUUUCUACUAUGGAGGAACUGAAUAGCAUAAUACAGAGGGGAUCUGAACGACGACAUACAUCAGAGACACAAAUGAAUGAAGAAAGCUCAAGAUCUCAUCUUAUACUAUCAAUUGUAGUUGAAAGUACCAAUCUUCAAAGUCAAUCAGCUGCAAGGGGAAAGCUGAGUUUUGUGGAUCUUGCUGGUUCAGAAAGAGUAAAAAAGUCAGGCUCCGCGGGUAAUCAACUCAAAGAAGCUCAAAGUAUCAACAAAUCAUUAUCAGCACUGGGAGAUGUUAUUAGUGCUUUGUCUUCUGGUGGCCAACACAUACCUUACAGAAAUCACAAGUUAACAAUGUUGAUGAGUGAUUCUCUUGGGGGUAAUGCCAAAACUCUCAUGUUCGUGAAUGUAUCUCCUAUAGAAUCAAGCUUGGAUGAGACGCACAACUCUCUCAUGUAUGCAUCACGAGUGAGAUCAAUUGUGAAUGAUCCAAGCAAAAAUGUUUCUUCAAAAGAGAUAGCUAGACUGAAGAAAUUAGUUGCGUAUUGGAAGGAACAAGCAGGUAAGAGAGGGGAGGCUGAAGAUUUAGAAGAAAUUCAAGAAGACCGACCAACCAAAGACAAGACUGAUGGUCGUCAUUCUAUGUAGUAACUCUAGGCUAAUAGGAUCUCACAAUUGUAAUUUUUUUUAGAGGGGUGCUA
Messenger RNA from Gastrolobium bilobum, 3971 nucleotides. RefSeq names its product kinesin-like protein KIN-14E. The transcript has 24 exons. Lineage: Eukaryota; Viridiplantae; Streptophyta; Magnoliopsida; Fabales; Fabaceae. Gene Ontology annotation, biological process: microtubule-based movement. Gene Ontology annotation, cellular component: cytoskeleton. The record is from RefSeq and is a predicted model, not a curated record. The coding region runs from base 109 to 3918 and encodes 1269 amino acids. Gene Ontology annotation, molecular function: microtubule motor activity; ATP binding; oxidoreductase activity.